AUGUGUCUUUCCUUAGUGUUUGUGUAUUUUCUACUCUUUGUUGCUGCAGGAUGGAGUAACUUCUCUGGGAGUCCUUUUGAGGAUGUGUGUUCCGCAAAUAUACAGAGGUUCAGAUCUAGCAGAAUCAUAAACCAAAGCUCUCUUGCUCAACUUUUGCUGUCCUUUUUCGACAAGUUUUCAGAUAUUAGAACUUCUGGUUCAGAUUAUAGCAUCUCGACAUAUGAAGGACGACAAAAAAGCCAUCGUUUUUGUAGAUCGCUGCCCCUGAUUAUAGAGGAUCCUUUCAAGCGAAUGGAAAAUGCUACUAGAACAGUCCGCUGGGUUGAACUACCUAAGAUAUCAAAUGCAUUUCAGAAUGCGCACAAUAAGCUUUCAUCUGAGAUCGAGCGGAUCGAAGAAAUACUUGCAAUGUUGAAUGGAAAGGUUAGUUUGCAUAAUUGCAUCUAG
This is a messenger RNA of Zingiber officinale, 447 nucleotides long. RefSeq names its product protein HESO1-like. NCBI's taxonomy places the organism in Eukaryota, Viridiplantae, Streptophyta, Magnoliopsida, Zingiberales, Zingiberaceae. Bases 1 to 447 code for a protein of 148 amino acids. Gene Ontology annotation, molecular function: RNA uridylyltransferase activity. The transcript has 5 exons. The record is from RefSeq and is a predicted model, not a curated record.